This is a messenger RNA of Vigna umbellata (rice bean), 1358 nucleotides long. RefSeq names its product glucan endo-1,3-beta-glucosidase 12-like. The record is from RefSeq and is a predicted model, not a curated record. NCBI's taxonomy places the organism in Eukaryota, Viridiplantae, Streptophyta, Magnoliopsida, Fabales, Fabaceae.
AACAGUAAAAAGAAAGCAUAGAAUAGAGAAAGGUAACAGCAACUCACAUCAGCACCAUCAUUACAAUGAUCACUAACACUCACUCACCCUAAAUUCCAAACACUUCCAUUCUUUCUUUACUUUCUUUUCAACCCUUUUGCCCCACAUUUUCCCUCCUUCUCUUGCUUGCACCCUCUCACACACCAUGUUUCCUUUCUCAAAUCUUCUCCUACCUUCUCUCUCACACUUCACAUGCUCUAUAAAUUCAUGUGUAUCUUUUCAUUCACAUGAAUAGCCAUCAAAACACCUUUCACUGAACACCACACACAUCAUCUCUAGUUUAUGAUAUCUUCAUUUCUCUCUAGCUGUUUCAAGGGAAGAACAAGUGUUAUUUGGGAGCCACAUUGAAGAAGAAGGAACAACAAAAAGUAUACCAAAGCAGCACAAGAACAAGAGUCAACAUGGAAAGAAGUGUGAAUUACUAUGUGCUACUUCUUGUACUUGCUCAUUUCCUUUGUUCAGGUUCAAGUAAGCCAGAAAAGGAAGCACUAAGGCAUGAUGAAGAAAAAGAAGUAGAAUUUAGAGGUUCAAAGUCAAGCACUCAAAGGGACAUCACCACACCUAUCACUACAAUUCCCAACUUAGUUCCAAUCACUUCAUCAUCUCCAAUUCUGAAUCCUAAUUCAAACCCUGAUACAGUUUCUCCAGCCUCCACACUCCCAAUCAUCACACCAAAUAAUUCUUCAAUUUAUUCCUCAGGUGCAAGCUGGUGCACUGCAAGUCCUACUGCCUCACAGAGAGCCUUGCAAGUUGCAUUGGACUAUGCUUGUGGCUAUGGUGCCACUGAUUGCUCUGCAAUUCAACCUGGUGGAACCUGUUACUUCCCAAAUUCUGUUAGAGACCAUGCUUCUUAUGCCUUCAAUAAGUAUUAUCAGAAGAACCCUGUUCCUAAUAGCUGCAAUUUUGGUGGAGUUGCUGUCAUCACUAGCACUAAUCCAAGUAGUGGAACAUGUCAGUAUGCAUCCACCAGUAUAAGUUCGUCAGUGUUAAACACAACAAACACAAGUGGUGCAAAUGUUUUUGGUUCAGUACCUGUGCCCAAGGACCCUUCUGCCUCUGCUGCUGCAGCUGCAACAUCACCUACAUUUCUACCCUUUUGCUUCAUUCUGUGGCCAUUAUUAGCAAUUUUUUACAAGAAUUAUUUUUAAGAAGAAUGAAGUUUAGAUUUUGCAUGGAUUUGGUGUUUAUUUUAUUCAAGGGUGGGGAAGGGGUUGUGUACUAGAAAAGGAGAUAGGUACAAAACCAUUAAUAUGACAUACAUCAUAUCAUAGAAAACACUUUGUAGAAAAAGUAGCAAUUAUAUGAAGGCUUUCAGUAGA